Closterium sp. Naga37s-1 is the source of this 1986-nucleotide messenger RNA. The record is from the annotation of a GenBank genome assembly. NCBI's taxonomy places the organism in Eukaryota, Viridiplantae, Streptophyta, Zygnematophyceae, Desmidiales, Closteriaceae.
AUGGAAGUCGCAAUUUUCGGCGCGACGGCGUGUGCUGCGGUUUUUGCGCAGUACGCGUUUAUCAGAUGCGGCCUGCACGGCUCCUUCACUAGCGCGUCCUGGCCAGAGGCGACCCUCCCGGACGUUCAGAAUAUCACGCGCGUUUCUAAUCUCGUACUCUCCGUGUACGAACGAGAUCUAACGGAGCCUCGUUUCAGCGAUGCCGUACCGCCAGCGCGCGUAGUGAAAUCCGUUUCGUACGAUGACACGAGAGGGCAGUGCCCGCCGUACACCGUGUUCCUCGAUCCGGACGCCAAGGAUGUAUGCGUCGCGAUCCGCGGUCUUCAUCUCACUCACGAGGCGGAUUACGCCGUCUUGCUCAACAACCGAACGGGGCAGCAGAGGCUUGAAGAAGGAUACGCCCACAAGGGCCUUCUGCAAGCAGCGCAGUGGUUGCUUGAACGAGAGGCUGAAACCUUAAAGGAGUUGCUACAAGCGAAUCCGGGGUUUAGCCUGACUCUCAGCGGUCACUCACUUGGCAGCGGAAUAGCCUCCCUGCUCGCCAUUCUCCUUGCAAGCUCGCCAGAUCGAAUUGGCACUCUGCCGCCUGGGAAGCUCCACUGCUUGGCCUUCGCACCGCCAAGGGUUGUGUCUCUGAACCUGGCUGUCAAGUACUCUGACGUCAUCACCUCCGUGGUCCUUCAGGGCGUGCUGGCCAAGUGCCGCGGCCGCGACGACACGGGCGAGCGCUGUGCGGAGCUCAGCUCCAUGGGCAUGGGCGUGCCGUACCACUCCAAGAAGCCGGAGUACGCGGGAGUGGCGCACUGGUGGCGCACGUCGCUGUACAACGCGGAGCUGCUGCUGCACCACCGCCUGCGCAACCACCUCUGCCUCACGCCGCACCCCUCCCAGGCGCACCUCUUCUACGUCCCCUUCUACCCCGGGCUGCAGCUGGAGCACGUGCUGGGCUUCUCAAACAGCACCAUCGACGAGUACUACGAUGACUUGGCGCGGUGGAUUCGCCGCCAACCCGCCUUCAAACGGUACGGCGCCAAGGACCACUUCUUUGGCCUGGGCCGCACCACGUGGCUCUUCCGCCGCUCGCUGUCCCCCGUGCUGGACGGCGCUAACCUCGAGCAGAUGCCCGAGUUCAUGCCCAUGAUGAAGCUGGAGGUGGAGCGCUACGCGUGGGACGACCAGGACUCGUUCGGGCUGCCCUUCCCCACGGACUUCCACCCCAUCUCCUCCAAGCAGCUGCGCCGCUGGCAGGCCACAGUGCGCAGUGCCAAGCGCCCGUACCAGUUCGCAUGCAUCAUUCCCCCCGACAGCAAGGAGCCCGAGGCGGCCACCAAGACGCGGGCGGCGGUGGUGCAGCAGUGCCAGGCGCCGUCCACCUCGUGUGCCCUGCUCAACUGCAGCCGCGGGGACUGCAGUCAUGAGCAGGUCAUGGACCUGUAUCUGUCAGCACAGUACGCAGUGCAGGACGGCAGCAACUUCGGGCUGCGCUACCUCAUGGACUCACUCGUGGCGGGGGCUGUGCCCGUGAUGCUCUGGAACCGCACCUACGCCCUCUACCAGCACCACUUCCCCUCAAACCCCGACUCCUUCUCCGUGUAUCUGCCAUACAUCGACGUGCCCGAGUGGACCACUGUGGAGCACCGCCUCUCCAAGGUCGCCCCUGCCCGCUACCGUGCGCUGCAGCUGCAGGUAAUCCACAUGAUCCCAUCCCUCAUUUAUGUGGAUCCCUCACAUGUCCUCUCCAACGUGCGCGAUGCCGUUGACAUUGCCAUCGACCACAUGGUCGACCUCUGGCGCGACCGCAAGGCGCGGCACGAGUACCCCGUACCCUCCACAGCCGCCGAGCCUGCUGGCACAGACACGGAGACUAAAGAGGAAGGGCGUGGCAAACGACUGGCAGAUGCGACGCUGAGCGAAUUGAGUGGGGGCGGUGAGGAGAUAGCUCACGUAGAGGCAAAGGAAAGCAGCGUUGCCAACAAUGAAGGAUGA